AUGGCAAAGAAGCAUUCUCUUGAGGCGCUGUACAGAACACUCAAAGACGUGAAGUGUAAUAAAGAUUGUUCCAGUAAUACAAGACACGUGUCCAGUGUUGUUAGGAAAUUUAGUAGCAUGGAACGAGUGAAUAUCAACGUUAAAGCUGGCACAGUCAGCGGGGUCAUCGAGAAGCUACCGGACGGUAACGAUUUUUGCGCCUUCCGUGGCAUACCCUACGCUAAGGCGCCCGUUGGAAGUGGUCGCUUUCAGCCACCAGAACCAUUGGACCGUUUCCAGACACCCGUGCUUGACUGCAGCGUAGAGCGUGAUGUUUGCAUAUCUAAAAAUCCCUUCGAUCAAAAAUGGAACGGUUCGGAGGAUUGCCUUCACCUCAACGUGUACACUCCUCAAAUACGACACCAGGAAGAACCUCUCCCAGUCAUGGUGUUCAUACACGGAGGAUCAUUCAAAUAUGGCAGUGGAAACAGUGACUGCUACUCUCCCGAGUACUUACUCGAGCAGAACGUAAUCGUGGUCACGAUAAACUACCGUUUGGGGCCGCUCGGAUUGCUGCACCUCCCGAGCCAGGGAGUCGAAGGUAAUAUGUCACUGAAGGACCAGCUGAUGGCGCUUCGCUGGGUGACGGAAAACAUCGUCAGCUUCAACGGUGAUCCGAACAAUGUGACCCUGUUCGGUGAGAGUGCCGGAGCGGUCGCGGUCCACCUGCAUCUUUUGUCCACGCGUUCAACACAGUACUUCCACAAAGCCAUCUGCCAGAGUGGUGUUCCGUUGGCCGGAUAUGCCUUGCCGAACGAUACGAUCGGUAACAGCCGGCGAUUGGCGAGAUUGAUCAAUCCGUUGGCUAAAACGGACGCCGAUGUACUCAAAACGCUUCGGAAUGCUCCGGCGAAAGAACUGGCGCUGCUGGGCGAUCGUACAAUGACGAAGGACGAAAGCCGAAGCGGAUUUCCGAUAGCGUUCCGCACAGUUAUCGAUACGAACAGCAAAGAACCGAUAGUGGCACUUCAUCCCAUCACGGCAAUGCAGACUACCGAUCGGAUCCCGCAGAUUCCACUGAUGCUCGGCUACAACGAUCGUGAUGGAGCCUCCUUCACGCAGCACAUGAUAAAAUAUCCCGAACUGUACCGGGACGAUAUGCAGCGGAUGAUCCCGAGGACACUCAACUUGGACAAGCGCUCACCGGAAGCGGCACAGCUGGCGAAGGAAAUAGAACAGUUCUACUUCGGCCCGGAAGGGUUCUCACCGCGAAAGGUCGACGAUUUUGCCGACCUCGUAACGGAUUGCAAUUAUUCAGUAAUCAUACGAAUGGCCGCUGAGCUGCACGCCCGCUUUCAGCACCGGUCACCGCUCUACUUCUACCGCUUCGAAUACGACGGGGAUUUGAAUUUGUACAAGAAAUUCCUUCCGUUUCCCCUGGCCGGAGCGUACCACGCGGACGAUCUAGGAUACCUGUUUCGCAUGCGGAUGGCCCCUAAGGAGGUGCACGCAAACUCGGAGGCCGCGCGUGUCCGUCGGUACAUGUGCCGCAUGUGGACCAAUUUUGCCAAGUACGGAAAUCCGACGCCUGCACACGACGAAUCACUUCCGUUCAGCUGGACUCCGGUCCCGCACGUGGAACCGGAGUCGCAAGCACGAUUUCAUCUCCCUUACCUUCGCAUCAAUGCCGAGCCGCAGAUGGACGUCGAUCCAGACCGAGAGAGGAUUGGGUUUUGGGAAAAGAUUUACCAGAAGUACAAUGGGGGAUUUAAGAAUAUUUGA
Molecule: messenger RNA, 1761 nt
Organism: Anopheles coustani
Lineage: Eukaryota; Metazoa; Arthropoda; Insecta; Diptera; Culicidae
Product: juvenile hormone esterase-like
Exons: 5
Coding region: 1-1761 (586 amino acids)
Source: RefSeq, a predicted model, not a curated record